Pollicipes pollicipes is the source of this 1099-nucleotide messenger RNA. RefSeq lists its product as uncharacterized. NCBI's taxonomy places the organism in Eukaryota, Metazoa, Arthropoda, Thecostraca, Pollicipedomorpha, Pollicipedidae. The record is from RefSeq and is a predicted model, not a curated record. The coding region runs from base 15 to 647 and encodes 210 amino acids. The transcript has 3 exons.
UGCAGCGGUACGAGAUGCGCCAGCAGAGCUCGACGGGCCCCGCCAGUCGGCCCUGGCCGCCUGCUGGGACCGAGAGCUGCGUCGAGCGACACGAGACGCGCUCGCAGGCGGCGCCGGCACCGCUGGGCCGGCCGCCCUCGCCGUACGACACGCCCUACCCGGGUCCGCAGGCGGAGCGGUACCACACUCGCACCGUCACCACGGAGAUGGAGCGCACCCGCUCCGGGUACGACGGCGCCGGCGCCGAGACGACCAGGGAAGACGGAGCGCCGAGGCCGCUGGUGCCGUCCGGACCGCAGGACGGCACGUACGCGGACGGCCCGCGGCGCCGUGACGUCAGCUCGAGGUCAGUUCAGGUCACCGAGCCGGCCGGCAGCGGGCCGGACGCGGAGCGGCCCCAGGUGGCGCACUCGCAGGACCAGCAGCAGCGCGCUACGCCCGGCGUGUACUACCCGCCGGACGACGCCGACUGCGAGACCAAGUUCAAGACUAAAGAAUCGCACAAGAACGGCAACACCAAGACGGGAUUCAAGGCAAAGGGCAAGUACAAAGCACAUGGAGGCUCCAAGCAGAAGGAAGCCAAGGGAGGCAAGACGAUCCCCAUUUGUCUCCCCCUGUGUGGCGGUGCGGCGUGCAGCAUUAUGUAGGGUGACAUCUAGUGGUGACAUUCAGAACUCGGCCGGGUGGUGCCAUCUGUUGAUUGAACUCGAACUACAGCUGCGCGUAUCACCCGGCGUCAGCGUGUUUUGCUGGCGCCAUGAUCGAGUCGGACCGUACGAACGCGCUCAACGUGCAACUGCGAUGACCAAAACGCUUUACGCCUGAGGGUUAUGGAGGCAUCGACGGCAGUGUUGAGCGUGGACGGGGGCAUGUGAAGCACUCUGUGUUUUGAGGGCAAAACUGGUGCAUUCAUGUCACAAUCUGUACGGAUCGAAUGCCGACACGUUGGCCGGAAGGAUCGCCACGCAGUGUUUGAGAAUGAAUGGCCCGUUCAUGGCACUGGGCCUGCCCCCAAAGAAAUUAAUCUCGAAGUUGGUAGGCGGAACGUCACAGCAUACUCCCUAACUCCGUUGGCAACGUUGUUGCCCGAUUUUCUCUG